AUGCUUUAUUCAUUAAAAUUCAUUAUGUUUAGUUAUAGAAUAUAUUAAAGGAAUGAAUGUAUAAGAAUUGAUUAAAUAUAUAUGAGAAAAAUUAAUAAAUAGAAGAAGAAAAUAUAAUGGAAAAUGUUGAUAGAUCUACUAUCAGUGUUAAGAUAUUUACAUAUUGAUAAGAACAUUGUUCAUAGAGAUUUAAAUCCUACAAUAUAAUGGUAGAUUCAUCAUAUUCAAUUAAAAUCUGUGAUUUUGGAUUGGCUAAAAUUUUUAAGAAGAUAUCAUCAAUAAUUCAUUUGUUGGAACAUUAAUAUACACUUGUCAAUAAAUAGUAGAGAAUAAGGCGUAUUCUGAGAAAGCAGAUGUUUGGGCUUUAGGAUGUAUAUUAUAUGAAAUUCUUUAAUAAAAGCCUGCAUUUUAAUCUGCAAAUCCUUUGAUUCUUGCAAAAAAGAUUGUUUAAUUAGAAUAUGAAUAAAUAAAUUAAGGGAUUUAUAGCAACGAAUUAAUAAAUAUAGUUUAGUUAUGUCUUUAGAAGGAAGAAGAUAAAAGACCAUCAGUUAAUGAAUUGUUAGAAAUGAUAAGUUUAAAGAUGAUUAUUUUAAUGGAUAAUAUAAAAUAAGAGAAAGAUGAUUUGAAAAGUGAAUUACAAGAUUUAUAUUCUAAAAUCAAUGAUUAAUAGUAUGAAAUAAAGAAAGAAUAAUAAGAGCCAGGAUUAUAAGUUUGGAAUAUAUUUUAGAAACUAUUACAUUUAUCACUUCAUGAUAAUAAAACUAUUAAUGCUAAGAAUUAAUAUUUGAUUGAAUAAUUUAGAAAAAAGAUAAGUAAACCAGACUAUGAAAUUAAUAUUUAGACUGAAUUAACUAAAUUAACAUCUUUGUCAAAAGAAUUUAUAUCAUAUUUACCAAAGAUUACUUAUGAACAACUAUUUUUUAUAAUUGAGACUGAAUGUAAUAAUAAUAAAUUUGAUUGUAUUUUUUUUUGUUAAAUUAAUCAAUCUUAUAUUAAAUAUUUAUGA
Molecule: messenger RNA, 1006 nt
Organism: Paramecium primaurelia
Lineage: Eukaryota; Ciliophora; Oligohymenophorea; Peniculida; Parameciidae
Source: the annotation of a GenBank genome assembly